AUGUUCUUCGAGUUCACGAAUCGGGCCAGCUUUCAGACACUAAAGAUUACGGAACAGCUCGUCAAGGUGCCGACGGCGCUGAACAGGUCCGAGUACUGUAUUUACUGCUUGCAUGAUGUUAGCGAACUUGUGCAGAGCGAGUUUCUCCUUGCAGCUUCCAGGUCAUCUCACGAAUCCGAUGGAAGCUUCGACUACUCAUCAUCGACUUAG
Molecule: messenger RNA, 210 nt
Organism: Colletotrichum abscissum
Lineage: Eukaryota; Fungi; Ascomycota; Sordariomycetes; Glomerellales; Glomerellaceae
Exons: 1
Coding region: 1-210 (69 amino acids)
Source: RefSeq, a predicted model, not a curated record